Molecule: messenger RNA, 4210 nt
Organism: Lactuca sativa (garden lettuce)
Lineage: Eukaryota; Viridiplantae; Streptophyta; Magnoliopsida; Asterales; Asteraceae
Product: squamosa promoter-binding-like protein 3
Cellular component (GO): nucleus
Molecular function (GO): DNA binding
Source: RefSeq, a predicted model, not a curated record
CACACACACACACAUCUUGAUCAUUUACUUAUGGGCACUAGUUAGCAUGUCAAGCUAGUAGUUGGUAUCUCAAUGACCGAUGAGGUCUAGCUACUGAUAGUGGUGGUUAGUUGAUUAGAGCUGAUACUCGUUUAUAAAUAGGAGCGAAGUAUAUCUACUUAAUAUAGAUGAAAGGUUGUGAUUCCACAAAAGAGAAUUUAAUAAUACUUCUCCUCUUGAAUAUGAAUAUAUGCCUGAUCUUCUUCACUUUCUAACAACAAAAAACUAAUUAGAUUUAUCGGCUAAUCCAAAACUCGAACCUAAAAACGAGUUACGUGCACCCUUUGUUAUUUUUUUGGUGAUGUAACUGAUAGAGCGACUAAUGAGCCGAAAGCAACUUCUUUAAUACAAGAGUGGGGACACUGCUGUCUGUUGGUGCAUGCUGUUUUUAUAUGAUUGCUAGCUUUCUCAUAUGGUGUUUUCAUCAGCAUUUUCAUAUAUUGUCCGGGUCUCUUCUUGCCUCAGGAGGAAACUAUCUUUUUUUUGUUGUUUUGAAGGGAAGACCAAAUCUAUUUUCCACCUACCUUUAUAUUUCAAUGCUCAAAUAAAAGACUUCCAGUAAUCUUGGAUCAUUCCAUGAUCUCCAGCUGAAGGCUGGAUUCAGUGUUUAAAAAUGGAACUCUUAGCAUUUCGAUAUUAUUGGUGAGGUUUGUUUCUCUCAUGGACUGGAACUUGAAUACUCCUUCAGAAUGGGACUGGGAAAACUUAGCCAUGUACAGCAGCAAGGAGAUUGAAGUUGCCAAGAAUUUGCAAUUUUCCAGCCAUGAAAGCCAAGAAAAUGUCGUCGUCGAUAAUGUGGAUUUCUCCUUCUCAGCUUCUGCAGAUUCUUCGUCUAAAGAGACAAUCAAGAGUACUUUUAGAGGGUUUGAUGAUUUACCAAGAGAUUUCUUAGACAAGGAUGAUUCUUCUUGGAUAGGGGAGAAUGGGAGCUUCUCUAACAUGGUAGAAGAAGCAUCAGUGUUAUCCGGUGAAGCCAUGAUUGGUUUAAAGCUUGGAAGGCAUGCAAGCACUUCUAUCAGUAGUAGCAAGAUGGCUACAACCUCUGUCUCCUUGUUUCCUACCUCGUCUCCCAUGAUAAAGAGAUCUAGAGCAUCUUACCUAAGCUCUCAGUCCCCACGUUGUCAAGUCGAAGGAUGCAACCUUGACCUUUCAUCUUCCAAAGACUACCAUCGCCGGCAUAGGAUCUGUGCAAAUCAUUCCAAAAGCCCAAAAGUCAUUGUAGCUGGGAUGGAACGUCGAUUUUGUCAACAAUGUAGCAGGUUCCAUGAUCUGUCAGAGUUUGAUGAUAGAAAGCGAAGCUGUCGUCGACGCCUUUCUGCACACAAUGCAAGGCGGCGCAGGCCACAGUCAGAAGAGAUCCAAUUCAGCUCCACACGGUUGUCCUCUUCAAUGUCAUCUGAUAGAAGGCCACAGAUGAAUUUCCUUCUAAAUAGGGCUUCAAUACCUCGUCGUGAUUCAGCACCACCUGAAAGUUCUUGCGACUUUAAAGGGGAAGAGUCUUUCCUGGGUCUUGCAAAAGGCGGAGGGGUUGAUGUCUUGCCACCCAAUGGUGCCUUACACUUCGGUUCUGAGAGAUUUAUGCCUAGGAGCAUGAGUCAUAAUGGUAUCGAUGCAACUCCUAAUUCCAUGCUAUCUGGAGAUGUCAGGCAUGCUUUCUCUCUUCUGUCAACAAGUUCUUGGCCUUCCAACUGGCCUGAAGAAGCUUCAUCAUUUGAUCAAUUUGGGCAAUCAAACAGUAUCAGCUUGUCGCAGCCGGGAAUGCCUUUGGAACUGCAAAAUACUACCAACACCACUCAACUCCAAACCUUUCAUUCAUUUAGAUCACCUCGUGAAUUAGAACGGUUUUAUUCAAACUGAAACUGAUCUUGAUUUCUCCAAGCGUCUACCACCAAGUAUUCAGCCAUAGAAUCAAUAAUCCUUCUUCUAUAUAAGGGAAAUUAUCUGCACACUUGAUCUAAGCUAGUCCUAUAGUACGUAGAUCGAAAUUUUGAGUAGCAUUACAGUAAACAGUCUAUAUAUAUAUUCUGAACCCCAUUUAUAACUCCUUCAAAAUGAAAUUCCACUUCGUAGGCCUAACUCUUGAUCUUGCAAGAAUAACAGAAAGCUUGAAAAUAUCUUUGAAUUUAGUACACGUGUGGGAUCGCUUUCAAAGGCAUCGAGGAUCCAAAUGAUCUCGCUAUGUGCAUUCAAGGGAAGAAUGGAACACUUCUCCUGUUUCUGCAGAACAAAUUAAAAUAUAUACCAAAAGCCUUAUAUAUCCCUCAUUAAGUGGAAACUGAAGAAAAAGGCAUUCAAGAACAUUUGUUGCGGCAAAGUUUAUUUCUUUUUAUUGAUCACUUUAGCAGCAAGCUUUUGCCAGUGAAUCAUUUCUCUGAAUCAGUGGUUCGCAGGUAAAUCAAGUAUUCCCCUCUAGAUGUUGAUUGGUAGUUCCAGUUGUCUUCCAAGUGGAAAUAGUAUACUUUUUUGGAGAUGGGGAUGAUUUAGGAAUUUAACUUCUAGUAUCCUAUGGUUUAAUUUGCUUGAUAUUAAUAAGUUGUGAUCUUGCUUUGGUUUUUCUGUAGAUUUUAAACUUAUUUUCAAUUUUACAUUUGCAGUUGAGAUAUUUAAUGGUUUCUUCCGGUUCAUUGUGUGUCCUUUAGUUAUAGUUUAUGUUGCAGUUCUCGUCUAGGAAUGUGUUUCAUACUUUCACUCCUUCUUUCUUGGAUGCAUUUACUAUAGGGGUACCGUGUAAUGAUGAUUGUAGCUACUUUUUGUUACUUUGAUGACAAAGUAGUGUUUUUGGUUUGGCCUUGGCUAUAUCUCCAUUUUUUGUUUUUUGUUUAUUUUUUCUCUUUUCCCAUAUAAAUCACUAGUGUAAGUGAUUCUUCUUUGAAUUAACCUUUUUUUUUGUCUUCAUAAAAAAAUAGAAAUAAAAAGUUUCUAAGGCCAUGUUUGGCUUAGGCCUCGUUUAGAUAUAUUUUCAGGUCAAAACAGAUCUUUCUGGUUGAACAGACUGGAAAGACUCUUUGAUUUGCACAAAAAAAUGUAUUUUCCGGUAAAAUAUGUUUUUCUUAAAAAGCUACAAAACCAUAUUUUUCUGGCGGAAAUGGGCGAAAAAACAAUUAUAGCCCAAACCUCGCAUCUUUCUUUCUUGGAUUAUUAUUUUUUUAAUUUUUUUUUUGGAAUUAUUAUAUAUAAAAAAAUAUUAUUUAUAAUAUAUAAUAUUUAUAUAUAAAUAAAUAUUACUUUAUUGAAUUAUUAAUUUCUUUUAGUUAGUUUUUUUAAUUCAUUUUAUUUUUUGAACAAUACCACCACCAUCUUAAUUUAUUUUAAAAAUCACAUCCAUUCCACCAUUAUCAGACAUAACCGGGUUAAGAAUAACACGUUGGGUUAUAAAAAAAUAAACUAAAAUGGUUAUAAAGAAUAACAAUGUAACAUCAACUUGAAAAACAAUAAACUAAAAACAACUUAAUCAACAUUCUAUUUGGAUUUAAAUUGAUUUAUGUUUAAUUACUUUGUAUGACAAUUUGUAUUAGCAUUUUUAAAUGGUUAUUGUGUAAUUUUGAUUUUUUAUGGCAGUUUGUAUGUUUUUAAAAUUAUUCAACAACUCCAUCCAUCACAGUAUAGAACAACAAGGUAAUAUGGUUAUUUUUCAUUAUUUAGCACAAUCAGUCAGAUGUACAAUCAAACAUUGUUUCUUUCCCAGUCGGAAAACUUUCUCAGACAGCACUUUCUCACAGAGCACUUUCCUAAACAACAACUAUCAAACGGGACCUUAGUGUAUAUGCUUGGGUUUGGCCUGGCUAGUUUCUUCAACAAGAUGAUGGUGGCGAUAGUGUCCUUUUCCCCUUCGUCAGUGGGAUGACUGUUUUCUUUUCAAGAAAUUGAGUUGUCAACAUUAGCAAGUUGAUCGACAAUAGUCUUUGUUGGGCUGAAGAUCAUUUUGAUGUUGCGUCUUUUGGGCUCGAUAGUUUAGCCAUGUACACUCCGGUUUGGGCCUGUCCAACCGAGAGCCUUUUAUGUAUUGUAUAUAAGUUAAUGCUUGCAUGCAUAUUAGGUUAACGAUUUAGAGAAUAACGAUAGAGAGCUUAACGAUAGUAAUUUCAAGGUUUCUUUAAUCGUUCUUGUAACCUACCAAUCCUCUACAGUUGAUGUUCUUAAUCGAGCUCUUCUGAGGAUUUUGUUUUAAUCA